UUUUCUGAUUUAUUUUUUUAUCUUUCUUCUCUAUUUCUUUAUAGUUUACGCAAACAAGCUUCUACAGAUAAUGAUUAGUGGGUAUAUUCUGGAUAUAUUUAAAAUAAAGGGAAUGUGUUUAAUAACAACCUCUCGCAAAAAUAUUGAAGAUCGUCAUAUUCCAUUUGCUAAAAAUAUGGAACCAACACGUUCUCUUUUGGAAGUUGUCAAAACUGUUCGUCCUAAUGCAUUAAUUGGAGCAUCAACUGUUGGAGGUGCUUUUACAAGAGAAAUUAUUGAAACUAUGGCAGAAAUAAAUUUGCGUCCAAUAAUUUUUGCGUUGUCAAAUCCAACAGAUAAAGCUGAAUGUACUGCAGAAAAUGCUUUUAGAUAUACCAAGGGAAGUGUUCUUUUUGCGUCUGGUAGUCCAUUCAAAAAUGUUGAAAUGCAUGGUCGCAUAUAUAAACCUGGACAGGGAAAUAAUGCUUAUAUAUUUCCGGGUAUUGCAUUGGCUGCAAUUUUAUUUAAAUUGUCUACAAUUAACAAUAAUCUGUUUUUGUUAGCUGCUAAUACUGUCGCUGAAUGUGUAAGCGACAAAUGUUUAGCAGAAGGACGUAUUUAUUCUCGACUUAAAGAUAUUAAAGAAAUUUCUAUCAAAAUUGCUAUAAAAAUUGCCGAUGAAUGUUACAAAGAUGGAACAGCAAAAUUAUAUCCUGAACCUGAAGAUAAAGAAAUGUUUAUUAGAUCUCAACUAUAUUCGGUCAAAUAUGAGGAUUUAAUUAAUGAGACAUAUGAAUGGCCAGCACAGGAUAUGACACAUGGAUUUCCGUUUCCACCGGUUUUUAUUUUUUUUAUAUUUUUUAAUGGGGGAUAG
This is a messenger RNA of Meloidogyne enterolobii, 853 nucleotides long. The record is from the annotation of a GenBank genome assembly. Lineage: Eukaryota; Metazoa; Nematoda; Chromadorea; Rhabditida; Meloidogynidae.